Molecule: messenger RNA, 345 nt
Organism: Scheffersomyces coipomensis
Lineage: Eukaryota; Fungi; Ascomycota; Pichiomycetes; Serinales; Debaryomycetaceae
Product: YqaE/Pmp3 family membrane protein
Exons: 1
Coding region: 1-345 (114 amino acids)
Cellular component (GO): membrane
Source: RefSeq, a predicted model, not a curated record
AUGCCUUCAGCUCCAAUUGAUACUGGCCUUGGCUAUGGGGCCCUCAUAAUUAUUGCCAUUUUGUAUCCCCCAAUUGCAGUAUAUUUUAUUAAAGGAUGCGGUGCUGAAGUAGGUAUUAAUAUAUUUUUGACAUUUUUAUUCCACAUUCCUGGGGUUAUUCAUGCAAUCGUAUUAAUCAAUAUUAAUGAAAACAAGAGGAAAGCCAUUAAGAAUCAACAAUAUAUUUCACAAGAUGAUGAAGAAAAGAAUCAACAAGGAUAUCAAACUAGUUAUUCUUCAAGCAAUCAACAAUCAAAUGAAAGAAACCCACCAUACGAAAAACGUGAAGUAGUUCAUAUGGAUUGA